Molecule: messenger RNA, 1527 nt
Organism: Candida tropicalis MYA-3404
Lineage: Eukaryota; Fungi; Ascomycota; Pichiomycetes; Serinales; Debaryomycetaceae
Exons: 1
Coding region: 1-1527 (508 amino acids)
Source: RefSeq, a predicted model, not a curated record
AUGGCACAUCCUGGAAGACCAAGGGGUCGUAUGAAUAAAAAGACCUUACAAGCACAAGCUGCUUCACAAGCUGAACAAUUAGCUAGAGUUCAGCAACAACAAGCUCAACAACAAGCUCAGCGAGCGGCACAAGCACAAAUGGGUAAUAAUCCAAAUUCACAACAAUCAAUCAAAGAAGAAACAGGUGUUCAGUUACACGAUGAAGCUGAUUUGAUAUCGUUUAGAAAUGACGCUUUGUUGAGAUAUAUCACCAAUCAUGAAUAUAUUGAAAAUGUCAUGAGUAAAUUAAUUCACAGCUCGAAAAUUAUCCCACCAAGUUUAUAUCCACUCAUACCAAAAAUCAAUGAGUAUGAAAACUUGAAACCAGAAGAUGUAUAUUUUGGAGAUUUAGAGGCAAUGAAAUAUGUCGAAAAGAAGCUUGCUGAAAGAUCAGAUAACAUGAAGGGAGAAUCAGAUCCUUCUUAUGUUAAAUAUUUGUUUAACGAUGAAAAGUACCAGUAUCAACGUGCAAGUAUGGCCAAAUUAUCAGAAUUACAGAAUGAUUUGCAUGAUAAGGAUUCCCUUAAUAAAUUGGAAUCCGAGUUAGAUAACAUGUUGAAUGAGUACAAGACAAAAUUCAACCAAGAAUAUAACAAGAAACCAGCUGUUUCUAAGUAUUCGAUAACUAUUGACAAGAUUUCAUCCCAAAUUGAAGUGACAUCAGCUCCUGCAGACUAUAAUCCAAAACUGAUAAGCUCGUUUAUCAAUAUGAACAAUAACAGUACUCGUGAAUCACUGGACAACAUGAACUCUGAUAAUAAUGGAAGUGGAAAUUUCAAUAAUGAAGGAUUAAAUGGGUUUCAAUUCAAUGGCAACAUUGAUACCUCAAAAUUUAAUGGAUUUAGUGGGAUCCCGAUGAAUCAAUUUGACAAUAAUUUUGGUUUAUCUAUGAAUGAUUCUAAUGAUAACAGUACAAAUAAUGAAAACAACGUGGAUACCAAUUCCAGUGUUCCACCUCAAGAUACAGGUUCAGGCGAGGAUGUCAACAUGAGUGGAAGCAAUUCAACAAGUCAAAUUAAUACCAACGCCAGCAACAAUGAUCUCAAUAGCUCCACUAGCAACACUAAUAAUAGUGACAAUGAAAGUAACACAAACAUUUCUGCUGAACAAGACGACGGUGAGGAUCAAGUCAUGGAAGAUGUUGGCUCUAAAGAUGAUAAAGAUGGUCAAGACCAAGAGCACCAACAAAAACCACAAGAAAUAUCAAAUGAAACCAAUAAUGACAAUAUCAGUAGUAAGAAUAUCGAGGAGAACAAUGAGCAUGAUGCUAAUUCUAAUGAUAGUAACCAAGCUAAUACAAAUGAUUUGGAUAUGAAUGAUUUCUUCAACGACAAGGGUGAUGGUGACAUGAACCAUCUGGGUAUGGUUGACGAUGAUAUUGGAGAUUUGUACAAUUUUGAAACUGGUGGUGAAGACGACAAUGGAUUAAUCGGAGGAUCUGAAUUUGAGCUGGAUUUCUUAAGCCAUAUUGAUCAUGGUAUGGAAUAG